AUGGCUUCUCUCAAAAUUCUUUCUCCCCUCAAACUUUCUCACUCAAGUUCUACAUCUCCUCUUCAAACUCAAAAGCAACUAGUUUCUUCUAGUCUCUCUCACUCCUUCCAAACUAAAAAAUUCAACAUUUCUACAAGCAGAACAAGUUCCAAGAACACCACAACCACCGCACUCUUGUUCAAUAACCUAAAGGAGCAUCAAGAAUCUUCAAAGCCAGCUAAUAAAGUUCAAGAACUGUUUGUGUAUGAGAUGAAUGAACGUGACAGAGGAAGUCCUGCAUACCUUAAACUAAGUCAAAGACCAAUGAACUCACUUGGAGAUUUAGUUCCAUUCAGCAACAAACUGUACUCAGGAAACUUGGAGAAAAGAAUAGGCAUAACUGCAGGCUUAUGUAUACUGAUCCAGCAUGUACCUGAGAAAAAGGGGGACAGAUAUGAAGCAAUUUACAGCUUCUAUUUUGGAGACUAUGGUCACAUAUCAGUACAAGGACCUUAUCUCACAUACCAAGACACAUAUCUCGCUGUAACAGGAGGAUCUGGAAUCUUUGAAGGUGUUCAUGGACAAGUUAAACUCCAUCAACUUGUGUUCCCAUUUAAGCUGUUUUACAGGUUUUACUUGAAGGGUAUUCCUGAUUUGCCAGAUGAGUUACUUGGGAACCCUGUUGAACCAUCACCAAAUGUUGAGCCUUCUCCUGCUGCUAAGGCCACUGAGCCUCAUGCCUCAUUGCCAAACUUCACCAACUGA
Vicia faba (fava bean) is the source of this 744-nucleotide messenger RNA. NCBI's taxonomy places the organism in Eukaryota, Viridiplantae, Streptophyta, Magnoliopsida, Fabales, Fabaceae. The record is from the annotation of a GenBank genome assembly.